ACCAAAUACAUAUCUAUUUUUCACACGAAAAUAAAAACAACGCUCAAAAUGAUGGAAAUGUUGUUUGGUCGUCAAAAGACUCCGGCUGAAAUGCUGCGGCAACAUCAACGUUCUCUUCAAAAAGCGCAGCGUGAAAUGGAUCGUGAAAAGACAAAACUUGACGCAUCCGAAAAAAAAUUGAUAGCGGAUAUAAAAAAAGCAGCCAAGGCAAACCAAAUGAGCGCAUGUAAAAUUAUGGCUAAAGAUCUUGUUAGAACUCGACGAUACUCUCAAAAGUUUCAAGCAAUGAAAACUCAACUUCAAGCUGUUUCAUUGCGAAUUCAAACUCUAAGAUCUAACCAACAAAUGUCUGAAGCUAUGAAAGGAGCAACAAAGGCUAUGAAAUCUAUGAAUCGACAAAUGAAUCUACCAGCAAUGCAAAAAAUUAUGUCAGAAUUUGAGAAAGAAUCUGAGAUUAUGGAUAUGAAAGAAGAUAUGAUGAAUGAUGUUAUUGAUGACACCAUGGCAGAAGAGAAUGAUGAAGAAGAAAGCGAUGAGAUUGUGAAUCAGGUUCUGGAUGAGAUUGGUAUUAGUUUGGAUCAAUCGCUGGUAGAUACUCCAAAUUCAAUUGAAAGAGUAUCACAAAAAGAAAAAAUUCUACAAGCUGAGGAAAUGGAAUCUAGUAAUGAUGCAGCCUUGCAGGCAAGGCUGGAUAAUUUACGUAGAGAAUAAGGUUUAAUAAUUUAGUAAUUUUCAUAAUUCAUUAUAUAAUAUACUUUGAUAACUCUGAUUUAUUAAGCAAUCACCCUUUACAGCUUAUUUUUAAAAUUUGUAUUUAUUUUCCAAUAAUCUCUAAAUUUACUUUUAUUUGUAAUUAUGUUAAAAAUUUCUAAUUCAUAAGAAAUCAAAUAGAGUUGCAAUAUAAUGAUUUUAAUUUUAAA
Molecule: messenger RNA, 920 nt
Organism: Rhizophagus irregularis DAOM 181602=DAOM 197198
Lineage: Eukaryota; Fungi; Glomeromycota; Glomeromycetes; Glomerales; Glomeraceae
Biological process (GO): late endosome to vacuole transport; endosome transport via multivesicular body sorting pathway; protein transport
Cellular component (GO): ESCRT III complex; multivesicular body
Source: RefSeq, a predicted model, not a curated record